Molecule: messenger RNA, 1592 nt
Organism: Calypte anna (Anna's hummingbird)
Lineage: Eukaryota; Metazoa; Chordata; Aves; Apodiformes; Trochilidae
Gene: TMEM42
Product: transmembrane protein 42
Exons: 3
Coding region: 19-417 (132 amino acids)
Source: RefSeq, a predicted model, not a curated record
AACCGGGCCGUCGCCGAGAUGCGGGCGGGCGGCGGGGCGGCGGCGGCCGCAGGGUUGCUGGGGGCCUUGGCUGCGGCCGCCGCGAAGUUGGCGGUGUGGCCGGGCGGGGAGGCGGCCGGAGGCUGGCUGCCCGUGCUGCUUCGUGUCAGCUGUGUUGGCUUGGUGUUUGCCUGCAAUGCUGUCAUGUGGACAAUCUUUGCGAAAGCCCUGCGGCUAUCCUCCUCUUCAGCCGCUGCCUCAGUGACCACAACAGCCUCCAACUUCAUCUCUUCGGCCAUCCUGGGCAAGCUUCUGUUUGGGGAGACAUGGACACCUCUGUGGUGGAUCGGCCUCUCCAUGAUACUCUGCGGCCUUGUGUUGCUGCACACAGCUGUCCCCCAGCCGGCAUGGCUGCCAGCAGAGAAGAAGGAAGCAUGAUGAUUGGGAAGAAACACAGUGCCGUGCCACCCCUCGCCCUGAGCUGGGCUGCUUCUGGCCACAGACCCGCUGACCUCUGCUCACCUGCUGAACUUGCAAAGUCACACUGGUCACAUCUUUCCUGGCAGGCUGGCGGUGGCGUGGUGGCAGUGACAGCCUGGGAGGGAGCUGGUCCCCUCUGAGUCAGUGUUGUGGAAAUCAGAGCCAGAGGCUUAUCAGCCACGCCUCUUCUUCACACCUUGUGGCCCCAGAGCUUUCCCAGUUUGGGGAAAGCUGGAAGUAAACAUGGUGGCUGGGGAAGGUGCCUGUGCAUCAGUACUUUUCCAUAAGAGGAGCUGUACCAAAAUAGAAGAGCAAUCAGAAGUAAAUGCUGAAGGCAGCUGAUGUUUGUGCUCUGCUGUUCCUGACUUUCCUCUCCGCCUGUUGAAAUGGCGCUGUGCCUGCCCAAGCCCUUCGUUAAUUCCUUUAGCUUCAUCUGUCAGUCAUAUGCACCUCUUAAUUUGCCAUUUAUAUCUGAGGCUUGUAAUUUCCAUUCGCCUAUUCCUGAUGUGUUACUCACUAUAAGGUUGCUCCUCUUUCCUUUAAACUCUUAACCAGAAUGGGGUUUUGAUCACUAUUCCCGCUUUAUUUAGGUUGAAUUGUAAUUUUGGGAGAAAACAGGCUGUAGGUGAACAGGCAGCUGCUUGCACUGCAUGUCCAUGUUCAGUGCAUCCCCUGGCCCCACUUAAGUUGGCAAUUAGAUAGUUACAUUUUAUUUUACGAGGUGGGGGGGAUGUCGAUUGUGGACACCGUGAUCUUGGAGGUCUUUUGCAACCAGGAAAGUUCUGUGAUUCUGUAGUUGCAUUAGCUAUUGGUAAAAUGGAGUUUCUCAAGCAACUUUUUUUUUUCUUUUUUUUUUUAACACUUCUGGAUGUUGCUGAUUCCUAGUUAUGGAAUGUGAUCAGACAGAUCACUGGUAUCCACACCUGUGCUAAAUUUUGAGUCAGUGAUUGUUCUGUGGUCAGGGUGAGACACCUGUCAGCAUGGUCAGUCUGUCAAGAAUCAUAAUUUCUAAGGUAUCGAUUUCCUUCCCAUUCCCACGUCUCUCAUUUCACUUUGAAAUUUUUUGGUUGCAGUCCUGAUCAAGAAAUAUAAUGAUGUCUGUAAUAAAUGUAUGUGUCAUGUGGUGAUAUCAC